Molecule: messenger RNA, 639 nt
Organism: Rhizopus microsporus ATCC 52813
Lineage: Eukaryota; Fungi; Mucoromycota; Mucoromycetes; Mucorales; Rhizopodaceae
Product: peptidyl-prolyl cis-trans isomerase B2
Exons: 4
Coding region: 1-639 (212 amino acids)
Biological process (GO): protein peptidyl-prolyl isomerization; protein folding
Cellular component (GO): endoplasmic reticulum; fungal-type vacuole
Molecular function (GO): peptidyl-prolyl cis-trans isomerase activity
Source: RefSeq, a predicted model, not a curated record
AUGUUUCGCUUUAGUCUUGCGGGUUUAUUCGUUUUUAUUCUCGCAUUAACAACAUUCAGCUUUGUUUCUGCUGAAGAACCUGUUAUUACUGAUAAAGUCUAUUUUGACAUCAAGCAAGGUGACAAAAAGCUUGGUCGCAUUGUCUUUGGUCUCUUUGGAGAAGUUGUUCCCGACACAGCCAGAAACUUUAAGGAAUUAACUACUGGUCAACAUGGCUUCGGUUAUAAGGGCUCUACUUUCCAUCGUGUUAUCGAUCAAUUCAUGAUUCAAGGUGGUGACUUUACUAACCACGAUGGUACAGGUGGAAAGUCUAUUUACGGUAGCCGCUUCCCUGACGAAAACUUCAAGAUUAAGCACACUGGACCUGGUCUUCUUUCUAUGGCAAAUGCUGGUCGUGACACCAAUGGUUCUCAAUUCUUCAUUACCACUGUCCCUACUCCUUGGUUAGAUGGUAGACAUGUUGUGUUUGGUAAGGUUAUCGAAGGUAUGGAUAUUGUUACUACAAUCGAAAAGACUCCUACAAACUACCGUAACAAGCCCAACGUUGACGUCGUCAUUGAGGACUGUGGCCUUGUGGAAGAGAAGACUGCUGAAAAGAAGACAGAUAAUGAAGAAAAUGUAAAGCACGCUGAAUUGUGA